AACACAAUAAAACCGUAGAAGAAGAAGAGGCGGAGUCAUGGCGUCCUACUUCCUCAAACUAAAAUGUUUACUUUCUUUCCUCCUGCUUCACGUUUGUUGGGUUUCUUGCGAAGAACUGAAGUGGGAUGAAAACGGAUACGUGUUGUACUGCCCCUGCAUGGGUCGCUUUGGGAACCAGGCAGACCACUUCCUGGGAUCUCUGGCCUUUGCCAAGAUGCUGAACCGAACCCUGGUGGUCCCUCCCUGGAUCGUGUACCGCCACCACACACCCCCUUACACCAAUGUUCACGUUCCCUACAGCGAGUUCUUCCAGCUGGAGGCCCUGUCGGCCUUCCACCGUGUGGUCAGUUUGGAGGACUUCAUGGAGAAGCUGGCCCCCAAAUACUGGCCCCCGGGUGAGAGGAGAGCCUACUGCUUUGAGACGGCAGCACAGCGGAGUGCAGACAGGAAGUCCUGCCCCAUGAAGGACGGGAAUCCGUUCGGUCCGUUCUGGGAUUACGUCGGCGUGGAGUUUGACGAGUCAGUUUUGUUUGGUGGGAUUUCUUUCAGCGUGUACCAUCAACCUCAGUGGAUGAAGAAGUUUCCUGCCUCUGAGCACCCGAUCCUGGCUCUGCCCGGCGCUCCGGCCCAGUUCCCUGUGAUCGAGGAGCACGUGGGGCUGCAGCGCUUCAUGGUCUGGUCAGACAAGAUCGUGAAGGAGGGAGAGGAGCAUAUCGCCACCCUGCUGACCCGACCCUACGUUGGGAUUCACCUGAGGAUCGGUGUCGACUGGCAAAACGCCUGUAAACUUCUGGACAGCGGGGAGGCGGGGCCUCACUUCAUGGCCUCCCCUCAGUGUGUGGGCUACAGCCGGCAGACGGCCCGCCCCCUCACCUCCACCAUGUGCCUCCCUGACCUGACGGAGAUCCUCAGGGCCGUCAAACUGUGGGUGAAGAAGACCUCGGCUCGCUCCGUCUACAUCGCCACCGACUCGGAGUCCCACGCCGGCGACAUCAACAAGCUCUUCAAGGGAAAAGUGGAAGUGGUGACUCUCCAGCCGGACUUGGCCCAGAUGGACCUGUACGUCCUGGGACGAGCCGAUCACUUCAUCGGCAACUGCGUCUCCUCUUUCUCCGCCUUCGUGAAGAGAGAAAGAGACGUCCGUGGCCUGCCGUCCUCCUUCUUCGGCAUGGAUGAGCCCGGGAGAGCGAAUCGCAGAGAAGAACUCUGAGACGUUCGUGUCGUGAACAUUUAAUGCUGGAAGAUAAAAAACUUGGGGGGGGGGGGUGGUGUUAGAAAAACUUUGAUACAGUACGUGACGAAGCAGCUACACGGAAACACUUCUGCCUUCUUCCUGGUUUAUUUUCUCCUGAUUGGGGGAAAAAACAGGAUAAACUACAUUUAAAAAGACCAAAUGCUGAUGAUAAACCCAGUAUUAUCACAACCUUUCAUUUAUGUAACAUGCACCUUGUCAAAGACUGAUUACAUUUUAAAAAAUGGUUGUUUAGGUAGAAUUUUACAUUUUUGACCAAUAAAUCUGUAGUUUUUUAAUAAAA
Austrofundulus limnaeus is the source of this 1535-nucleotide messenger RNA. It is a transcript of the gene pofut1, whose product is annotated as protein O-fucosyltransferase 1. The transcript has 7 exons. Gene Ontology annotation, cellular component: endoplasmic reticulum. Bases 38 to 1210 code for a protein of 390 amino acids. NCBI's taxonomy places the organism in Eukaryota, Metazoa, Chordata, Actinopteri, Cyprinodontiformes, Rivulidae. Gene Ontology annotation, biological process: protein O-linked glycosylation via fucose; Notch signaling pathway; regulation of Notch signaling pathway. Gene Ontology annotation, molecular function: peptide-O-fucosyltransferase activity. The record is from RefSeq and is a predicted model, not a curated record.